Balearica regulorum gibbericeps (East African grey crowned-crane) is the source of this 770-nucleotide messenger RNA. The record is from RefSeq and is a predicted model, not a curated record. Lineage: Eukaryota; Metazoa; Chordata; Aves; Gruiformes; Gruidae.
GCAUUGAGAAGUUCAAGGGCCACUACCUCCACAGCCGAGACUACAAGGAUGCCCAGAUUUUCACGGACAAGAGGGUUGUUGUCAUUGGGAUUGGGAAUUCGGGGUCAGACCUGGCCGUGGAGAUCAGCCAAACGGCCAAGCAGGUCUUCCUUAGCACCCGCCGGGGUGCGUGGAUCCUCAACCGUGUUGGAAAAAAGGGCUAUCCCAUCGACACCAUCUUCACCACGCGCAUGAAGACGUUCCUGAAGAACCUGCUGAGCACAUCCAUGGUGAGCGACUUCGCAGAGAAGGAGCUGAACGCGAGGUUUGACCACUCGCACUAUGGCCUGAAGCCAAACCACAGGGUCAUUGACCAGCACCCGACCAUCAACGACGACCUGCCCAACCGCAUCAUUUCAGGCAGGGUGCUGGUGAAGCCAAACGUCCAGGAGUUCACGGAGACAUCUGCCAUCUUUGAGGACGGCACCAAGGAAGAUAUUGACGCCGUGGUCUUUGCCACAGGAUACAGCUUCUCCUUCCCCUUCCUCGAGGGCUGUGUGAAGGUGGUGGAGAACCAGAUCUCCCUCUACCAAUUCAUGUUCCCCCCCACCAUGGAGAAGCCGACGCUGGCUUUCAUCGGCCUCAUCCAGCCUCUUGGUGCCAUCAUGCCCAUCUCUGAGCUCCAGUGUCGCUGGGCCACCCGUGUCUUCAAGGGGCUGAACAAGCUGCCCCCACGGCACGACAUGGAGGCUGACAUCAAGCAGAAGAAAGAAGCGAUGGCGAAGCGGUAA